AUGAUCGUUUUCGCCUACUAUUUUUUGCUGAUUUCCUUCGUUCUUGCGCAAGUUCCAUUAUACCUUCGAACCCCUGCCAUUCCUACCUAUGCCGUACCACAAGGACAACUGCAAUGUGCUGAGCAAUGUAUGCCAUCCUGCUUACCAACCUGCCUUCUAGCAAGGCAAGAGCCGGUUGAGAUUGCUCCACCAGUUCCAGAAGUUGCGGCUUCUCCAUCUCCUUUAGUGAUUUCCUCAUCUGUUGUCACCGGACCAUUAGUUCCAUCGAUUUAUCAACCAUACGGGCCUCCUCUUUACUAUCCAAUAGCUGCUAAUGUACCAGUUCAGUGUGUUGCUUCAUGCAUGCCAACAUGUGCUCCAAGCUGUGUUGCUCCGGCCCAAGCUCCACAAGAAGACGAGCUUCCAACUCCUCCACCUGAAGAACUGCCCACUCCCCCACCAGAAACCACCACUGAUGUCGCUCCAAGCACCGAGCCGACGACUAUUCCAUGCAAGUGCCUUAUCAAAAUAACAAUUACUACUGGAACGCAAACCACAAGCAAAUGUGGACCAAAUUCUUGCACAUGCCCAUCUGGAUAUACUUUGUGUGGAUCCAACUGCUGCAAACGUUAG
Messenger RNA from Caenorhabditis bovis, 612 nucleotides. The record is from the annotation of a GenBank genome assembly. NCBI's taxonomy places the organism in Eukaryota, Metazoa, Nematoda, Chromadorea, Rhabditida, Rhabditidae.